AGGCAGCUGCCAGCGCCCGGGCUCCACCGCGCCUUCCACCUGCUCAAUCCACCCUUCUCUUGCUUGGGAUCUGCAGCCUCAGCUCCACUCCAAAUGGACCCCAACUGCUCCUGCACCCCUGGUGGCUCCUGCAGCUGUGCUGGCUCCUGCAAAUGCAAAAAGUGCAAAUGCACGUCCUGCAAGAAGAGCUGCUGCUCCUGCUGCCCCGCAGGCUGUGCCAAGUGUGCCCAGGGCUGCAUCUGCAAAGGGGCAUCGGACAAGUGCAGCUGCUGUGCCUGAUGUCAGGCAAUGCCUGCUCCCAGAUGUAAAUAGAAAGAUGUAUA
Molecule: messenger RNA, 323 nt
Organism: Otolemur garnettii (small-eared galago)
Lineage: Eukaryota; Metazoa; Chordata; Mammalia; Primates; Galagidae
Product: metallothionein-1H-like
Exons: 3
Coding region: 94-279 (61 amino acids)
Molecular function (GO): metal ion binding
Source: RefSeq, a predicted model, not a curated record